AAAUGGUGUAACAAAAAAAUAAAAAUCAACACUAUGGGUAGAGUGGCUUUGGUUAGUCAUGAAAAAAGCAAAGCACAUCAACAUAAUGUGUUGGUUCGAAAAACUAACCUUCCGAUCAGCCAUUUUUUACCAAAUCCAAUCGUUGGUAAUAACUUGUUGUCGUCAUCUCCGUCACUUCCUUCACUUUCCACUGCAAUGGCUACCCAUAUCACAGCUUCAGAUUCUUCCACGAACGCUGAUAAUCAACACUCUAAGGCUUCCAACGUCUUGAACAGAUUCAUGAUAAACGAGCAAGUUACAAGUGCUGAAAUUGUGUGGGCUCUGGAAACUAUUGCCACUCAUAACUCCUAUCGCAGUGCUGGGGCUAACACUAAUUUGUUCAAGACAAUGUUUCCGGACAGCCAAAUUGCUGCCAAGCUCGAGAAGGGACGCACAAAACUUGCGUAUCUAAUAACGUUUGAUUUGGCACCUUAUUUCACAAACGAAAUAUUUAAGCAACUUGAUGUAUGUUCCGAAAUAGUAACUGGUUUCGAUGAAACAUUGAACAAAGUUUCACAGCGCCAACAGAUGGAUGUUAGUGUGAGAUUUUGGAAUGAAAAUAAGGAACAGGUAGAAUGUCGAUACAUUGGAUCAGCGUUUUUAGAUUCUUCUCGUGCAGUCGAUCUCCUUAACGGAUUGAAACAGUGCACAGAAAAAAAGCCUGCUCUACUAAAUAAUGUGAUUCAGCUAAGCAUGGACGGGCCGAAUGUAAAUUGGCGUUUAAUGAAGGACUUAAGUGAAGAACUUCGAAAUCUGCGUGGGGUACCAUCUUUUGAUUUGUUAAACAUAGGUAGUUGCGGCUUACAUGCUAAUCAUAAUGCUUUUAAAAAUGGCAUGGAGCACACUGAAUGGAACAUUGAUGAGCUUUUGACAUCCCUCUAUUAUUUGUUCAAAGACUUUCCGUUGCGCCGUGCAGAUUAUAAAGAAACUACCGGAUCCAAUUUAUUCCCCCUGAAAUUAUGUCCUGUUCGAUGGAUUGAAAAUUUGAAUGUGGCUGAGCGCGCUUCUAAAAUGAUUCCUCAUUUGAAAGUCUUUGUGGCUGCAGUCAAAAACCAACGUGACAAAAAACUCAAGGAAGGUCACCAUUCUUUCAAAAGAAGUUUUGCAGCAGUUGCUCAGUCUAGGCCAUUCGCUGUAAUAGAAAAGGCCAUUUCUGAUGAAAUGUUGACCCCAAAACUUGCCUUUUUUAUUUCAUCAGCUGGAUUUGUAGAACCCUUUUUGCGAGAAUUUCAAUGUGAUGCUCCUAUGGCGCCAUUUUUGUUUGAUGAAUUAACUUCACUUACCCAUUCUAUAAUGAGUAAGGUUUUAAAAUCGGAAUGCCCAAAUGUAAAAGUUAAAGCGAUCACCGAUAUCGAGCUCAAAGAUAACAACAUUCUACCGACAUCGCAAAUUGAUAUCGGUUUUGGAGUCAAAGCGGCAAUUAAAACAAUAAUGGCACGUGGAAAAAUAUCUGAAAAGAUUAUCCUACAGUUUAAGAACGAUUGUAAAGCUUAUUAUAUUGCCUUUUUGACAAAAAUUGGUGACCGUUCUCCACUAUCACACAGUUUUACACGAUAUAUCUCAUGUAUAGAUCCAGAGACCUCAACAAAAUCGCUUGAUAUUGCCUUGAAACGGUUGGAGUACUGCCUGGAUUACAUGGUCCAAAGAGAACAUUUAACGGGUAAUGUAGCUGACAAAGUUCGUCAAGAAUUCACAAAUGCGGUGGAAAUUUUGAGCAUAAAGUCAUCUCUAGCUGCCUACAAGCGACAUGAAUGUCGACUAGAUAAUUUUUGGUUUAAAGUUCUUGCGGGUUCGGGAAAAGAAUUCUCAAAGUUAAGAAUUAAAAAAAAAAAAAUUAUUUCUAUCACAUGGCAAUGCAACUCUGGAGCGAGGAUUUUCUAUAAACAAAGAGUGUCUGAUUGUUAAUUUAAUUGACGAAAGCUUAGUGGCACAGCGAAUAGUGUACGACGCUAUUUUGAACGCUGGUGGGGUUUUAGGGGUUGAAAUAAAUAAAUCACUCGUCCAGUACGCUCGAAACGCGCAUGGACGAUACGUCGAGAACCUCGAGCAAAAGAAGAAGGAAAGGGCAAAAACGGACGAUGCCAGUGCUAGAAAAAAGACAAUGCAUCAAGCACUCAAGGAGUUAGAAUCAGUAAAAGCCAAAAUUCUCGCAGAUGCUCAAAAAGAGGUAGCAUUGA
Molecule: messenger RNA, 2216 nt
Organism: Anopheles gambiae (African malaria mosquito)
Lineage: Eukaryota; Metazoa; Arthropoda; Insecta; Diptera; Culicidae
Exons: 2
Coding region: 34-1944 (636 amino acids)
Source: RefSeq, a predicted model, not a curated record